CCACCCAUGCAUCAGUACACGCCUUCAGAGGCACGCGACGCUAGCAGCACCAGCAGGAGCAACUUCCACGAGACGUUUCUUGUUGUACCUGAAAGAAAUACUCUUCGUUAAAGCAUCAACUGCCAAGACAUAAGGAUAAUAACACAAAAGUGACAUUGAUUAACGCCUGUAGGAUAAACACUGCAGCAGCAGCAGCAGCAGCACUCAGCCAUUAAGAACACUAAAUAAGCAGCAAAGUUUUCCAGUGACAGACGAGCACAGCGCCAUGGCUCCCAUCUCCACUCUCGACACCAUGACCUCCACCAUGGGUCACACUGACCUGGGCCACGGUCUCAUGACCUUUGACCUGCCGAUCAGCCGUCGGGGUCACUUCUUCAAGGACUCCUUCUUCGAGAACGCUCAUCAACAGUUCAACAGUACCGUCAGGAACAUUCUGCGGCGCUGGGGCGACACGGACUUCCUGGGUGACCCUAAGCUGUGCCUCUCAGACACCCUGAGUCGCUACCGCCAGCUGCGCACCCACAACCUGAAGGAGGAGGAUCAGGCCGUCACCGUGACAUGUGACGCCGCCAGUCAAAAGAUUGUGAUGGACGUGCACGACUUCGUGGCUGGCGAGGUGAAGGUGAAGGUGGCGGGUGACCAGGAGCUGGUGGUGGAGGGACGCACCGAGACCAAGAAAGGAGACUGGUCAGUGUCCACCAACAGCUUCCGACGACGCUUCUACCUGCCAGUCAACACCGACGUGAAGGCUGUGUCCGCCGUGUUGUCUGACGACGGCAUCCUCACCAUCACGGCCCCACAGAGGGUGGCAGCACUGGAGGCAGGCUCCAUGGAGGUUCCUAUCACCCGGGAGGGAACACAAGCCGCCGCAGUGACAGUGGACACCACAGCCAAGACUGCUGCAUCCGCAAACAAGACCACUGAGACGUCCAGCUGUACAUGCAGCCAGCAACAGCAGACACAGACCAGCCAACAGCAGCAAACACAGACCACCGCCGCUCCCGCCCCUCGGGGACAUAUCAUCCCUAUCCAGGUGGACGCCACGCAGGAGCCGCAAAGUCCCGCCGCAACAUCUACCACCGACACCUCCACCACCAAAGUGGAUGAAAAAUCUCGCGUAGACACCAAAGUUUCCGCCGUCAAGAACAUCUCAGAAACCAUUCGCCGGGCCCAGCAGGCCGUCACCUCCCCGGAACCUGGCUCGCCAAGGCCGAUGUUCGCGCCCCCCUUCCUACGUCGCCGGGACAUCCCCGUCACCACCAGCAGUCUUCUGCCCAUCACCAAGAAAGGAAAAUUCUUCGACGAUGAUUUCUUCAGCAGCAUGAGGCAGGACUUCCAGAAGUCCGUGACUGACGUGCUGAGCCGUUGGGACGAGGGCAGCACCGUGGGCAAUGGCCGCGAUGCCCUCAGCACCCUGGGCAAGUACAGGCAGCUCCGGGAACGCAAGCUUGACGUGGAGAAUCAGGCCGUGACCGUCACCGCUGACCAGUCCAGCCACAAGAUCGUGAUGGACGUGCAGGACUUCACAGCCGGCGAGGUGAAGGUCAAGGCGGCAGGCGAGAGAGAGCUGGUGGUGGAGGGACGCACCGAGACCAAAGACGGAGACUGGUCAGUGUCCUGCAACACCUUUCGCCGACGCUUUCUGCUGCCCGCCAACACUGACGCCAAGGCUGUGUCCGCCGUGCUAUCCGACGACGGCAUCCUCACUAUCACGGCCCCAAGGAAGACACAGGCUCCCUUAAACCAGGGGUCAACGAUCCCUAUUCAGAUGGAAGGCCAAACACAAAUUAAAAUAGAACCCGCUACUCCGUCGAUGCCUGGAACCCCUGCCACUCCCGCUACUCCUGCCACUCCUUCCACUCCCGCCACCCCGCAACAACAGUCUACGCUCAGUUCCACUCAAACUGACGCCCAAGUCAGUGGAUCAGUCGGAACUCUCACAAAGGAAGAAACCUCCUCGCAGACGAAGCAGACUUCCUCCGUGGUCAGCCAGCAGCCGAGCCGCUCCUUCACACCUGGCGGCAUGAUGUUGCCCAUCACGACUCGUGGCCUCUUCUUCGGCGACUCUUUCUUCAAAAACACAUGGCAGGACUUCCAGGAGGCGGUGAGGGACGUGGUCUCCAAGUGGGGCAACAACUCUACUGAAGACGACCUGACGCGCUACACCUCACUGCGCACCGGGGACAUGAAAUAUGAGAACCAGGCCAUCAAGUCCACAGAGGACGAGGCAAACUACAAGAUUGUUGUGGACGUGCAAGACUUCACCCAGGGCGGCAACGUCACGGUGCGCGCCGUGAAGGACCGGGAGUUGGUAGUGGAGGGAAACAUAGAGCAGCAGGAGGGCGGCUCCAAGUUCAGGAAACAGUUCCAUCGUCGCUUCGUCCUUCCUCAAGACAUUUACUCCGAAUCCGUCUCGUCCGUGAUGUCUGCUGACGGCGUACUCACCAUAACUGCUCCUAAAAAGCCGUCCACAUUCCAGCUGAAGGAGGUGAUCUUGCCCGUGGCCAUCGAGGAAGGCGUGCAUAGGACUGACAGCCUCAGCCAGGUGCCCACCCCGGAGGUCAAGUCACCACCCGCCAGUCAGGUCACCAGCCACCCACUUCCUGCUACUCGCCUGGAGGCCAACACAGCCUCCUCGGUGCGCCAGGAGUCGUCGUCCCAGAGCGUCACUUCUGAGUCUACUCACAAGCAGGUGGGCGGGACCCGCGAACACAUCAUUCCCAUGGCGAUGGAGGACACGCACCCCUCGGCGGUGGCAGGUACCACUCAGACACGCCAGGCUGAGAUGAGCCAGACAGUUUCACAGACUCAAGCCGCCGCGGCCACAGAUAACGUCCAGACACAGAGCAGCGCAGUACAGCAGUCUGAGCAGGGCUCUCUCAAGCUGGUGCCCAUCACGCUCAAAGGAGCCUUCCUCAGCGAUUCCUUCUUUGACGAUGCCAGGCGCCGCUUCGAGGCCCUCACUCAGCGCUCCGACGCCACCUCCUCUCUCGCCUCUAACCGCAGCCUGCUGAGGAGGAACUUCCGUCUGGCUGAGCAGGAGGCUCAAGUGGAAGAGGACGCCAGCGCCCUGAAGGUCACUCUUGACGUCACCGACUUCAUCGGCGGCGAAGUGAAGGUGGGUGUGGAGGGCGGCCGCUCCCUGGUGGUGGAGGGACAGACUUCCUGCGAGGAAGGAACCUCAUCAUCCUCCCGCAACUUCAGGCGUGUGUUCUCCCUGCCGCCCCAGGUGGACGUGGCGGCAGUCAACUCAGCACUGUCCUCUGACGGUAUCCUCACCAUCGUGGCCCCCAAGAAGGGCGAGGGCAAAGAGUCUGAGGGCUCCUCCUCAAAGUCCUACAGUAGUUCCUACUCGAGUACUUCCCAGCAGCAGUACUCCUCCCAAAAUGUCUUCUUGUCAAAGAAAAGACGUCCAUUGCACAUUUUUGUUACUUUCACGCGACCAACGCAUGGCUGCCGCAGCCAGGCAGCCCCUGCCUACUUCAGGCGUCCGCAGCCGCCGUCAACGCAGCACUCGGCAACAAUUCGACAGAUAGAGGCAGCGCGACAAGGUCUCCCACAGACUCACUCAGCUCGGCCACGGGGAGGCGAGCGCCACACAGACACACACCGACACACAUACACAAGGAAAGGUCGUGGAUCAAAGGUUGCUGGGAACACUCAAGGACUGUCAGCAAUGGCGCCAAUCUGUGGCGGCUCCCUUGCCUUUCCCAUGACCUUCUGUUCGUCGGUGAGCCAGUGCCCUUGCUGUCUGUGGGACGACGCGAUGGACCUGAGCCUCCCCGUGUGGCGUAAAGGACUCUUCCUGCAGGACUCUUUCUUCCAGUACGUGUACGAAGCAUUUGAAAAUGCAGUGAGGGAGAUUCUGCAGCGGUGGGGCGAGACAGACUUCCUGUUGAACCAGUGGCAGGAUCCAAAGCUUCGUUUCUCAGACACCCUGAGUCGCUACCGCCAGCUGCGCACCCACAACCUGAAGGAGGAGGAUCAGGCCGUCACCGUGACCUGUGAUGCCACCAGUCAAAAGAUUGUGAUGGACGUGCACGACUUCGUGGCUGGCGAGGUGAAGGUGAAGAUGGCUGGCGAACAAGAGCUGAUAGUGGAGGGACGCACCGAGACCAAGACAGAAGACUGGUCAGUGUCCACCAACAGCUUCCGCCGACGCUUCUACCUGCCAGUCAACACCGACGUGAAGGCUGUGUCCGCCGUGUUGUCUGACGAUGGCAUCCUCACCAUCACGGCCCCACAGAGGAUGGGAAGUGUUGCUCCCCACACGAUAAUACCAAUCAGGCUUAGCGGCGGCAGGCAGCAGGUCGGGGAGAGUUGGGGACCGGUGCACCCUGAGUGGUCCCCCAGGCCCGCCGAGGUGCUCCUGCAUCCCAGAGUCAGCGAAUUAAUGGGAAAGAAAACGAGCCGCCAGAGUAACGGCGUGAGGAAUCCAGACGCGGUACCGAGGAAUUUGAGUCUGUCAGCCGUGCACAAUAUCCCCGCCUUGCCCAUCCCCAAAAUGGGUAUGUUCUUCAGCGACCCUUUCUUCCGCGACGCUUGGCUGGACUUCCAGGAGGCGGUGCGGGAUGUGCUGGCCAGAUGGGGCGACCUGCCGCUGUCUGACGACCCUUUGGCGCAGUACAGGAACCUUCGCACGCGUGACCUGCGGGGCGAGAGCCAGGCCGUGCGGUGGACCGAGGACCAGGCGGCGCACAAGUUCGUGCUGGACGUACAGGACUUUAGCAGCCGCGGCGAGGUGGCGGUGCUGUUCGUGAGCGAUCGGGAGGUGGUGGUGGAGGGACGCGUGGAGGAGCAGGGCCAGUGCAGCAGCGCCUGUAGAAGAUUCCAGAGACGCUUCCUUGUGCCGGGUCCUGUUGAGCUGCAGGCGGUGACUUCUGUGUUGUCUGCUGACGGGGUGCUCACCAUUACCGCGCCGAAGAAGCAGGUGACGACCCCCGCCCCACAACUCCCCGAGAGGCAGCCCGUUAGGAUCCUGCCCGGCCCUGAGGAGUGGGCGGACUGCUUCCCCACCCACAGGCCGCCCCCAGCACCCCGGCGCGUCAACACGGAGCCCACGCCGCGUGUUGACUCCCCCACGCCCAGUGUCCAAUCUAACGACUCCUGCGACUCCGAGGGAAGACUGUGGACCUUCUCGCCGCCUCCUGACUGUGGCUCCUUGACUAUUGAGGAGGUGGAGGAGUAGCACGCCAUUCUCACGAUCUCACUCCUCACCCUCACCACGCCUUCACUCUUCACCACACUAACCACGCCCUUACCAGAAUUCGCCACGUCUUCCCUCUUAGUUUCCCUUCACUACGCCCACAAAACACCCUUCCCAACACCAUCAUAAGCAAUAUUCUCACGCUACCUUGCCCACAGCCUCACCUAACCCUCUUACCAGGUCCUUUUUUUUCUCAUUCUCUCCUCACUAUGUCCCUACCUCACCCUUAAGUCUCCCAUCUCUACGCUCCACUAACAUCACCAGGUCGCCUCAUCCAAAUCAUGACGUUUUAUACACACUGAGAUUCGUUAUUUAUAAGAUUCGUUACCGUAUUCAUCUAUAUUAGACGUCUAAGUAGUCAUUUAUUUAUAUUAGCUGUUUAUACGAUUCGCCGUCCAUUUGUGUACAUAUAGAUACGUACGUAAUGUGUAUUUAUAUUCGCUGACGUUUACAUCGAUACAGAUAAAUAUAUUUUUUGUCAUAUA
This is a messenger RNA of Portunus trituberculatus (swimming crab), 5691 nucleotides long. RefSeq lists its product as uncharacterized. The record is from RefSeq and is a predicted model, not a curated record. Lineage: Eukaryota; Metazoa; Arthropoda; Malacostraca; Decapoda; Portunidae. Bases 266 to 5188 code for a protein of 1640 amino acids. The transcript is spliced from 16 exons.